UCCAGUUUAGAUUUUCAUUUCUAGUUCAAAUUGUACUAAAAGUAAAAUUUUAAACUAGACAAUAAUUUUGGGAGAGAGGGUGUAUUUGUUUUUGGAGUGGCUAGCUGCCGGGCUGGCUUGUUUGUUUUUCCGAGAUGAUUCGAGAUGUCCGCAUGCAGAAACGAUAAAAUAACCAGAUGACAAAACAUGUGAUUUCAUUUCAGGCUUUGUUGACCAAUUCCAAGGAAAGUGAUGGGCAGAGGAGAGACCCCCCCCAAAAAAAAUGCUUCGAGUACAGUGUGCAAUGCAAUGGCGAUGUUGAUAUGGGAGAGUUGACUUACCUGUUCCUCUUAGAUAAUUGAUCCUUCUCUUCCAUCUUUAUUUCUUUGUUUCUUUUCUUUUUCUUUGUUUGCUCGUUUUUGCAUUCGUGUUUCCACCAUUGGUUUCUCUGUGAAGAAAUAAAGUAAGGGAAAAAAAAAUGGCGGAUUACUUACCAGAUUUUGCUCGAGAUCUAAAGGAACUUAGAUGGAGGAAGCCCUUUGGUGGAAUCCCCUGGGAUGGUACGGUCAUCAAAUUUGAGCUUUGGAUGGAGCUGGGAUUACUGUAUGUUUUCGCCGGUUACGCUCAGAGGCGGCGGCGGCAUAAUGCUGCAGUGGCGGCGGACGACGACGUUUCAAUGGAGGCCCUGUUCCUCCAAAUCGAGCAAGUUUACAAGAGUCACAUCUCCGUUGCUGCUAAGGCACUUGGUACGGAAUCAUACCCUGCGGCUCUCGCUUCUUUGGAAGCAGAAAUUGGGCGUCUCAAGGCACAGAUCAUGGAAGCUUACCAAAAGAGAUCAUCCCCUUUCACAUCCAGCCAAUCAAUGUCCUCUUAUUCAGAGCAGGGUACUGAUUCCUUCGAUUGGGAAUUCUUUGCUGACAUCCUAAUUUGGAGAAUACGCUCACUUCCCGAUUGCAGUGGUUAUGGUUCCAUUCGUAUUCUGGCAUCCUUUUACAGGCCCAUAGAUAAGCUUGUUGCGGCUUCUUUUAAAUCCGGCGGCGGCGGCGAAGGGUCGACGGUUUGGGGAAGGGAAAUGAUUGUGUACAUUGAAGAAAUAUUGGUCCACAUUGCUCAUUUCUUUUGCUGGCGUUGGUAUACUAAUACUCUGUUUCCACCGGAAUCCAUGGCCGAUGAUGGCCAACAGGCUCUGGAGGAUGAGGCUGUUAGCCUCCUGUCAAAUCUCCGCCGCAAAUUGGAUCCUGCUUCUCCCGAGUUCCUAGACGCCGCUCUGGGAUUCCUCCCCACCGGUGGCUCUUGUGGUGGUGAUGAUGAUGAUGCUGCUGAUGAUGACGAUGGUGGAUUAAAACAAUGUGUCCGUUUUCUUUACCUUAACCUCAAUUUUGAAAGCGAAUCUUUUUACACAGACAUGGAGUUUCUGUUUUCCUUUCUCUUGAAAUUUCCUGUGAUGCAAGAGUACCUAAAGAUGGAUGAGAAAAUGGGUGAUGUUGGUUUAGUUGGACGCAUUAAAGGUAUAUAUAUGGAGGCUGCAUCAGCCCCAGAAAAUGCCCAGGAAAUUGUGUUUGGUAUCUUAAUUCCAAAGAUGUGGUAUCUUAAAGCUGAGAUUUUCGUCAAAAUCACUGCCACCCUCCGGCAACAUUUCCAGCAAGUGGACCUGACCUCUUCUUGCAGGACAGAUUCUAUGGAUGACCUAAACAAUGCCCUUCUUCAAAGGUCCAAAUUUCUGCAAGACAAUUCUCAUGUGGACGGAACCAGAAACAGAACCCUAUGUUGCAUCUAUCAAUAUCUGCAACAAGUGUUCUCCUUGGAUGACCAUCUGGGAGCCGUGCAGCAGAUCUGUGAAACACACCUAGUUAAAGAUGAAGAAAGUUCGUUGGAGUUCAUUGAAAGAUUUCCUAAGCAGCUCCAAUCAAUCAUUCGGUCUUCUCAUGAUGAGGAUGCCUACUUGCUGGCCACCAAGGUCUGCGAUUUACACUUCCAGUUUUAUGUACAGAUGAUGCUCGAUUUGGCCAAAGCCUUGUUUGGAUAUUGGAUCCUGAAUGACGAUAUUCCAAUGCUCCUGAAGCCAAAAGUUGAAUCUAUUGCAGAUGAACUGGAUUUCUUGGUGAAAGUAGCGACUAUUGCAACUGCAAACAUGAUCACAGAAGACGAGAAGCAAUUGUUCACAGGUAUGGAAGUAGUGGCUUCCAAGAUAGUAUCUUAUUUAAUCACAAAAUUUGAUAAGAAAGAAGAUGCAAACGAGCAGAUAGAUGUAGUUCUUCAUAACUUACUGCAAAAAGUUGACCAUUUGAUCCUAAUGCUCAAAGGGAUGUAUCUUCAAAAUGGAAGGUUUAUCCCAAAGACUCCUAGCCCUGGUCUAUUCCAAUGUCUCCUACAGAAGUUAAGAGGGAUCCUUAACAGAAAGGGCGAUUUCACAGCAUCUGAUGUACGUCCAUUUGAAACCAUCCACGAUGAUUUGGAGUUCAUAAUGUCUACUUUUGGAGACCAUUUUGAUCCGGUAUCUGAGAAAUCGGGAUUCAAAGAUCUUCUUGCACAGCUCACUCACGCGGCAUAUCAAGUAGAAUGCAUGGCUGACUUCCUGGUGCUUAAAGAUGAUGCCACGAGGCAACAAUUAUUAUGGUGCCGGUAUUUGCCUGAAGAGAUUAAACGCAUUAAGUUGUUGUUUAAUGAUAUCAACAAGGGCACCACUUUUGAUCAUGAUGACCAAGCCGCUCCCCCAAGUUUGGUACCUGUCGCGUCACAGUCCAUGACCGCGACAAUUGGGGAAGGUAUGGUUGGCCUCCAUGAUAAAGAAAAGAAGAAGAUUCUUAAUCAACUCAUUAGAGGUACUUCUGAAAUGCGAGAUAUUGUCACCAUUGUGGGAAUGCCAGGAAUCGGUAAAACCACUUUGGCGCUUAAUGUGUUUCGCAGUCCUGCUGUUAUGCAUCACUUCUCUAUUCGCGCGUGGUGUGUUGUUUCACAAACAUAUAACAAAAGGGGGUUGUUGCUUAGUAUCUUAAGCCAAAUUUUAUCUGUCAUGGAAGGUAUCCAUUCCAUUCCUGAUAUCGAUUUACAGGAAAUGUUGUGUAGAAAAUUGAAGACGGGAAAGUACUUAAUUGUACUGGACGAUAUGUGGAGCACUAAGCCAUGGGAAGAUUUGGAGAUUUCAUUUCCGCGGGACUCAAAAGGUAGCAGAAUCCUGAUAACUAGUCGUCUUCAGGACGUGGUUUCAAAUUUUAAUGUUCCCCACUCUCUAGGAUUACUCACUGAUGAGGAAAGUUGGAAAUUAUUAAAGUCAAAGAUAUUCUCAAAUGAAGAGUGUCCGAAAGAACUGUUAGAUAUUGGAGUGGAAAUUGCCAAAAAUUGCAAAGGACUCCCACUAUCUAUUGCUGCAAUAGCUGGUCUUCUUCGUGCAAGUGUGAAUCAGGCCUCGUGGAAACAAGUUGCCCGAAGUGUAAGCUCAAUUGUAGUUAAUGAUCCAGAAACAAGAUGCAAGGAGCUCCUAGAAGUCAGCUACAACCAUUUACCUGGUCACCUCAAAGCUUGCUUACUUUAUGUUGGAGCAUUUCCGGAAGAUUCUGAGAUUGCAGUCAGAAAGUUACAGUGGUUAUGGAUGGCCGAGGGUUUUGUGCAGAAAUUGGAGUCUAAAAGUGAGGAGGAUCUUGCAGAGGAUUAUUUCAGAGAUCUCAUUGGUAGGAACCUGAUAAUGGUAUCCAAAAAAAGAUCAAAUGGUAAGGUGAAAACAUGCCGAGUUCAUGAUGUGGUACGUGAUUUGUGCAUUUUGAAAGCUAAAGAAGAAAUUUUUUGGCAACUGAUAUCUGCUAAUGAUGAACCUUACUCUUCUUUUGAUGAUUUUGAUUCUGAUAUUUAUGAUGAGCUUUUCAGACCUUCAAACUCCAGAGUUUAUGAUUCACUUCGAAUGUGCUUUUAUGUGAACCGAGAACACUUUGUUGUGUCGAAGCCUUCAAAUCGGGUUGCUCAAUCUCUGCUUUACAUUGCUACCAGUGAUUCGUAUCCGAGAUGCCCUUAUGAUUUAUCUUUCAUCUCUAACAACUUCAAAAGAGUUGCAGUGUUGGAUUUGGAAUCAAUCAAUAUGGGGAGCACCUUUAGAAAUGAAAUUGAAUCUCUUGUUCUUUUGAGAUUCUUAGCAGUUUCUGGUGACAUGGAGUCUAUCCCACCAUCUUUCUCCAAACUACAGAACCUGGAAACUUUGGUUGUGAAGGGAUUCAAGAAAAAGAUAGUGCUUCCAGAUACCAUUUGGAGAAUGAGAAAGUUGAGGCAUGUCCACAUGACUAAUCGCCUGAUCUUCACUUUGGAACAUGUUGAAGAUGGAACCUCCUCUCAGUUAGGUGAUUUGGUGAUACUUUCUGUUUUGUUCCUUAAGUAUGGGGAGGCAAGUAAUGACUUGAUAUUAAGAUUCCCCAACCUUCAAAAUUUGAGCUGCAUAAUCUUGGGACCAAGAUAUGUGUCCACAAAUUUCUCUCAGUUUCAUGAAUUGGAAUCGCUUCACAAGUUGGAGUCCCUCAAAGUAACUUACUAUGGCAGGGUUCUCAAUGCCGGUGAACUGUACUUUCCCUCCAGUGUCAGGGAGUUGACUCUAUCAAAAUUCCGUCUACCCUGGAGUUAUAUCUCAGUGAUUGCGAGAUUAGGUAACCUUGAGGUCCUCAAGUUGAUUUCGAGAGCAUUUGAAGGUUCAAGUUGGGACAUGACAGAAGAAGAGGUGUUUGUCAAGCUUAAGUUCUUGAAAUUAGACACACUAGACAUUGUCCAUUGGAAUCCCUUCUCCAGUGAUAACUUUCCUGAGCUUCAGCACCUUGUUGUGCGAAAUUGCAGGGAGCUUCAGGAGAUUCCCUCUGAUAUUGCUUAUCUCCCGACAUUGGAGGAGAUUGAGAUUCAACAAUGUGGAACUUCUCUCGAAGAGUCCGCCAGAAACAUUGAGGAAGAAAUGGAGUGGCUCAAGAUUGUUGUCAACAAGUCACUUUCAGAUUAAAGAUUUUCACAUGGAUUGUGGAUUUACUUCUCUUAACAAGCAGGAGCUUUGUAGAAGAAGUUCAGUCACUCUCAGUUCAAGAGGCUCCCUUCCCUUUGCUUGCUAGAAAUACGCAGCGCCGAGGCUGCUGCAUUACCAGUCCAAUGCCUCUGAGUGGCAUUAAGUUCUUAGCUGUGAAAUGGAACUAAUGGAACUUUUGUUCUUCUGUGAGGUUGACGAAAUAUUUGCUGUAAUCAAUUGAAUGUUGGACCGCCAAAACUUGAAUCUGAUGCUGCAUCGCUUUUGGUUUUGCUGCUGUUUUUCGUUUCUUGCUGCUAUGUGUUUGAUUUCAGUUGAAUGAUGUAUACAGAAAUCUUUGGUUCGUUUUUUUAGUGUGUGUUUUUAGGUGUUUUUUGUAUUGGGAAUGUAAAAAGGUGUGUUGGAAAUGUAAAAAAGUGUGCGGAGAUGAGACAGUUAUUAAUAAAAUAUACUGAAAAAACCAUAAAAAAAGCAAACAAACAGAGCCUAAAUAUGUGUUUCAUUUUUUCUUGUGAGUUGUGAUUGUUGGUUUGUUUGGUUUGUUCACUGUAGACUAUUUAAAACUCAGCGCACGCGGUAUCCAAACUGCAGCUUAGAUUUGUCAAUGAUAUUCAUCCUAUUUUGAG
Messenger RNA from Oldenlandia corymbosa var. corymbosa, 5589 nucleotides. Lineage: Eukaryota; Viridiplantae; Streptophyta; Magnoliopsida; Gentianales; Rubiaceae. The record is from the annotation of a GenBank genome assembly.